Cydia splendana is the source of this 727-nucleotide messenger RNA. Its product is annotated as multiple epidermal growth factor-like domains protein 10. The record is from RefSeq and is a predicted model, not a curated record. The coding region runs from base 65 to 727 and encodes 220 amino acids. Lineage: Eukaryota; Metazoa; Arthropoda; Insecta; Lepidoptera; Tortricidae. The transcript is spliced from 23 exons.
CGUCGCUCGCCUUUUCGAUCGGUAUCUUCCAGCUACUUGGAUCAGCAUCUUUCAAUAGAAGACGAUGAUGUGGCUGCUAAUAUUGUCCUCGAUGUUGUUGUUUGACGGGAUCCAUGUAAUUGAAGCUUAUUGUGUGGCGAAAUGUUCAGAUGUAUGCACAGAAAACAUCAUACUGGAGAAACGCUGUUCAGCUAAAUGUACUGGACUAAGUAAUUGUGGGGCAAUGUGUGUAUCGAACAACUGUGUAGUAGAGUGCGCUGGACCGAAAUGCAAAGCUUCGUGCUCAGGAAACAACUGUAAGGCUAUGUGCUCCGGAGAUGAUUGCGUAGCGGAUUGUAAUGGAAAUCGGUGUACCUCCGUCUGCUAUACUUACCCUUGCGAAGCCAAGUGCGCAGGAGACAAGUGUAAGACUACGGCCGAUGUGAAAUUAAAGUACGGUUCGUCAGGUGGAAAGGUUUACGCGAAGUGCGAAGGAAGCAACUGUAAGGCAAUGGCCAAUGGGAAAUCAUUGGACACGUCAGAUGGAAAGGCUAACGUCAAGUGUACUGGCCAAAACUGCAGAGCAGGGUGCACCGGGCUAAAAUGCGAAGUAUUGUGUUACGGGAGAGACUGUAAUUCUGUGUGCAAUGCCGAAGAAAAAACUGAAUGCGUGCGUGUGGUAACCAACAACACUGUCAAUACUAGGAGUAUUAUAUUUAACAACGAUGAAAUACAUAUUCAUGUGUAA